Messenger RNA from Cladocopium goreaui, 566 nucleotides. The record is from the annotation of a GenBank genome assembly. NCBI's taxonomy places the organism in Eukaryota, Dinophyceae, Suessiales, Symbiodiniaceae.
CUCACCUUGCGCAUUGGCCCAAUGGCGGACGACGAAUUUGCCGGGGAGUCGGUGGGCGAUGGCGACGAACGUGGUUCAACGAACGUGGGCAACGAGCGGAGGGAGAAAGCCUUGAUGCGCAAGCAGAUCUUGGACGAUUCCAGCGUCGCCGCCUUCUCUCAACUCGGUGCUUCCUUCUUCGCUGCUGCGCGGGCGCGGCUAGCGGAACCCAGGGCUGAGGACGUAGAGCCCACGGCUGAGGCCAUCCGCGCGCGGCACGAGCGCAUGGUGCGGAACGCCAGGUGGAGACCGAGCCUUCAUGUGGACGGUGCCGAGUCGAGUGCACGACCAGGAACUGAAGAGCUUACAGACAACAAAUUGGCAGCGCCGCAAGACGACUUUGCCAAAGCUGCGGUGCAGCGGCUGCUGUCGAAGCGAAAGUUUCAAGGCGAUGAAAAGGAAGCGAAGGAGGAAGCGCGGCCUCGCAACCUGCGCAAGACCGCCCUGUCCUUUGCGGAUGCCGAGGACGACUUCUGAGCGGAGCGAUGCGGAGCGGCCCCGAUUCGGGCGCCAUGGCGCCCCUGAGG